UGGAGGCGAAGGUGAGAUUUUGUGAAUCGGAAGUGUGUUGUGACUCGAUCCUCGGGAUUUUAAGGCUAUUUUCUCCUCUGGCUCGAGGGAUUCACUGAGGAUACCUUUGGGAGAGCGAGAAGAAGGCAUGAGUGAGUGUUUGUGGCAGGAAGGAGAGGUGGAAGUGUGAGAAUUGGCCAUUGGGUUGAACUUCUUCAGCUCGGAUGCGAAAAAACAUCUUUUUGAGGUACAACAACAACAAGGAAAACACAUGACAAAAUUACCCUGGUGAAGCAAGUUACAGUCCAGUCAAAUGUUUGUUUUGCCUGACUCAGGAGUAUGGGGCAAAUAGGAGAAGGAAGACAAUGAGGAAUAGAGAGAACCACUUUGUAUCCCGAAGGUUAGCCUCUUGAGUCUCAGCUGGCCACAUGACCUGGUUGGUGACACAGAGGGAGGGCUGGAAUCAGACCUUCCUGGCUUAUCCAAGAGGCAACUUGUUUGCAAGAAGGUGCUAUGGAGGUUGGUUGCUCACAAGAGUUCGCAGAACUUGUACUUCCAAGAACUCAAGAUAGGUACAGAAAUCAUGCAGGCGUGAAGUGAUUGUUGGCCAUGUGAAGAUGGUCGAGCCACAACAGAAAAGGGUGAAGUUGCCCCCCUCGGGAGAUGACGGUGGGGGGCAGCUGCUGCCACGGCCAGACUUAGAAAUCAUCCACGCACAGCUCAUUCGUAAAUGUCUGUGCUCCUUGCAGCUACCAGACAUCCUGCAUACAUUAGCUGUCUGCAAUGACUGCUUUUCCUCUCAUCCUUUAUCCCACAUGUUGCGGCUGCGUGACGAAACUCUCCUCUAUAUCAGCAUGCUCACCUUGUUUUUUGAAGUGUCCCUCAGACAGCAGAGCAGAGGUGUGCUGUGUUCCCGCAUCAGUGAGGUUGUUGCAGCAGGAGCAGACAAUGAAGGGGCUGUGCUGGACAUCCUCUUUGGCUUCAUGGCCUCAGAGGACAAGUACAUCAGUUACUCAGCCUCACGUGCUCUCUCCUCACUACUGCUGAUGCUUCGAGGCCGUGCCAGUGAACUUGUUUUAGAAAAGCUUGUAGAAAACCUUGCAGAUUCAGCCAACUUAAUUGAAGUAGGCCACUCCAUUGAGGUAGUGAGAAGAGUGAUUGAGUGGAGGGACCUAGAUGAACAUCCCCUUGAAGGAACGGAGGCAGAGAGUGCUCAGCCGCCAGACUGUUCAAAAAUAACGUUAACUCCUGCUGAUACCCAGGGAGUGAAUGAGGUUAAAUACGUGGCAACUAAGAAGUUAGAUCGCAAGUGGUUCCUCCUGGUAGCCAGGUUGACAGAAUUAGUUAAUGAGUUUACUGUGGAAAGAGAACAUGUUAUUGUAUCAUUUUUAACAUUGUGGGAGUCAUUAAUAUCAGUGAAAGCUAAUUUAUCAGUGACAGAUACUAAAGAAUUUUACUCAGGAUUGGAACGCCUGAUGACUCCACUCACGCGACACACACAUACCAUUGUGUGGCGGAAAGUGCUCGAUCUUUACAACGAGGUCUUGUGUUAUGGGAGUACGCUGGCCCUCCAGGACGUAUUAGCAGAGGAGCCCUGUAACUUGGCCCACCUCCUUAUUCGUGCAGUGAAGAUCGCCGGUUUUUUGGAGUGUGUGCCUUGUGGGGGGUCAGCGGGAAACAGAUCACAACCAAGUCAGAGCUCAUCCAUGGACAUUGGAGCUGGGCCCAGUUCAGGAACAGUGAAUGGUAUGGACCAAGGGGAUCGUACGAUAUUACACAAAGUGGUGUUGGUGGUUCUGAAGGCCAUAGCAGUGACAGUGAAAGAGACGCGCUGUGACUCUUCGUCGGAGAAUUCUUCCCGUUCUGGAGGAUCAGGGUCCGAGGAUGUGGACAUGGCGAUUAUAGAACGCAGCUUAAGAGAAGUGGUGCGCAAGGUGGACCACUUUGUCAAAUCGAAGUUGCCCUACCACCCAGAGGCUCCGAUGGCUGAGUGGAUGGUGCGACUCUUUGCUGACCAGGACGACUGGUUGGUGGAAUCCAUGGUCUGUGGCCUUGACAUUUUCACUGGAUUAGGAAUACGUAUAAGGCAGCAACCCGAACUUCAUGCCUGCGUCAACCCACAUACCACCUUCCUGGUUUUCCUCGAGACCAUUUACCUGGAACAUGAUGUGCUUCUGGAUCUCCUGGUAUCCAACGAGACUUCCUUCCUCCUCUACCUGCUACGCUACCUCAAAUUCAUCCGUCGCAGUUGGCAGGAGUUUGCCUCCCACUGUGGCCACCGCUUAGAGGAGGUCAUGACAGUCUUAAUCCGUCUCCGUUUUGCCAUUGAUCGGCUGGUGUCCAAGAACCUCUUCCCAUAUAACAUCAGCCCUGUGCUAAAGCUGUUGCAGAAGUGUGAGGAGCUGUACGAGGUUGGGAAUCAUUAGCUCCUUCAUCUCGAGCAGAGUACAAGAGACAAAAGGCCUCUGUUCCUCUAACACUUAAUUUGGGAGCUUGUUCUUGGAAUUUUUUUUUUCUAUUUUUUUUUUUGUUUUGUUUUUAUAUCUCGUUUUUAGAAACUUCAUACCUUUCCCAAGAAGUGAUAAUUCUGUGAGGUGAUGUUUGCAAGAAAUUAAUCAUUUUAUAAAGAAAUUAUUAACUUUCAUCUUUGUAAGAUCUGUCAUACCCAUGUAUAACGUUCAUUUCUUAUACUUACUUUUAAUGAUUCUCUAAUUGAAAAAGAUAUGAAAAAAAGAAAAGCAGAAGAAGAAGAAGAAGAAGAAAAAAGGAAAGUUGUUUAUAUUAUUGUCUUAGCGUAAAUAAUCUGAUACUCAAAACUCUCUGUCCAUUCCUCUAAUAUAUAUUUUUCUUUAUGCAUAAACUUUUCCUCAUUGAUUCAUGUCAUAACAGCGUAUAAACUUUCAGGUAAUAUACACUUGAUUCCUGUGACAAAUUAUCUUUGUUAUGCAAUUGAUGAUUGAUUGCUUUUCCAAGUCGUUGUUUGAGUGUGGGAGGGGUGGGGGGG
Messenger RNA from Penaeus chinensis, 2983 nucleotides. RefSeq names its product protein lines-like (gene lin). Lineage: Eukaryota; Metazoa; Arthropoda; Malacostraca; Decapoda; Penaeidae. The record is from RefSeq and is a predicted model, not a curated record.